Molecule: messenger RNA, 4028 nt
Organism: Cephus cinctus (wheat stem sawfly)
Lineage: Eukaryota; Metazoa; Arthropoda; Insecta; Hymenoptera; Cephidae
Gene: WDY
Product: WD repeat-containing protein on Y chromosome
Exons: 19
Coding region: 683-3988 (1101 amino acids)
Molecular function (GO): protein binding; calcium ion binding
Source: RefSeq, a predicted model, not a curated record
GUCCUUGCUGGUAUUAACUACGUGUGACGUCGAACGGCGACCAUAAGUUUGCUAUCACCAGCUAUGACUGAAUUCAAGCCAAAGGCUUUUACCUGUUACACCUGCUGCUGUGUAUAUUGAUUAUUUUCUAGUAGUUGCCCUAGAAUUCCACGAGCGAGUUUCGUUGGUUUUAUUUAAUCCAGAUUAAAAUAAUCUUUAUUGGUAUUCUGUAGAAUAUGAAUCAUUCUUUCUUAUUACAUUACAACGGGUAAUAACAAACAAAAGUAAAUUAUUCAGCAAACGUAUCGACAGGAUUUCUUUUUAAUAUUCUGCCUUAUCGACAUAAUCGAUUUCAUUCUACUGUAAGAAAUGUAUCUUUAAUCGUUUGAGACCCAAGCACCGUGAAAGCGCUGUUUAGAUUUUAUUUUGAAAAAUCUCAGUAAAUUUGAACGCUAUGGCUUAAGAAAGCACUAUCGCGCUGUUUGGCAUUUUUUGACAAUAUUUUUUCAAUGACUCCUGGAAUUCAAACGGUCAAAGAAACGUAAAUUAGGCGGCAUGAAUAAAUUCAAAGCGAAUAAAUUAUUUUUAUAAUACUACAAUCAAAUCGCGCGCUCCCAGUCUGAUUAUCAACUUCAGAAAUUUUACAAUCGAAAAUAGUAUAACACAUAUAUAUUUAUCACAUGUUAAUUACAGAUACGUGAUUAUGUUAAAAAUUUCGAGACUUUUCGAUAAAACAAUCGAUCUAAUAGUGGAUCGAAAUAAUCCCUCAAUUUUUGACAGAAGGGAGGGAAAAGGGAUACUAAAAAUUAACGUUUCACCCGAUUACAUAAAAUGGCAAAGGCAUACUUGGAUCCGUGAAAAAUACGAAGAAUUUUUAAAUCGAAAAAACGUCGAGGAACAAUGUACACAAGAAUCCCUGAUGCGUUUGCAUGAAGCUUUUCUCGUCGCGGAAAAGGAAGCAAUGAACGAAAUGCAGUUACAAGAUGCAUUCAAAAAUAUAUUAAAUAUAUCGAUGACCGACGAAGAAUUUCAUGUUCUCUUUAUGAAGGUUAAUUUAAAAAGAGACGGCUCUGUCACCUGGGAUGAAUUUAUAUCUCAUCUGCUGUUAGAAUUUCAAGAAAAGGACGUAGCUCUUCAACGACAAAUGCUGAAGCUUCCUUUGAUUGGUUUACCAGAAACAUUGAGAACUCGACAUCGCUGUCCCGUCUGUAGGAUAACAUUUUGUCCCGAAGUUCUUCCGGACAGAAGCUCAAGCUUUCUUCGCGGUUGUUAUUUGACAGCAAGUCGUGAUGGUGCCAUAAAUUACUGGUCGCUGGAUCUUGAAUACGAACGCAGUGUCCAAUCGAUGAAUCCACAGUUAAAGAUACGACCUACAGCUAUAACGGAUAUGAUCGCAAUGCCGGAUAUACAGAUAGUCUGCACGAGUUCAACGGAGCGCGAUUUAAGAUUUUAUGAUACCGUAGCUAAGAAAUUCGAUCUGAGGUUAAUGAUAUCCAGUUUUGAGCAUGCAGUUACGUGUAUGAGUUAUUACUUCAGCGUCGACAUCAAAGAGAAUUCUUAUAUUAUUUUGGGCGACAUGAGUGGAUCUGUCAGAGUAAUGUCAUUCAGUCCCCUGGAUAAGGGUCCAUUCAAGUUGGUACCGGAACAGGAAGUGCUGCAUCUUCGCUACGAAGCUGUUGCGGACGGUGAAUUGAAGGGGAUGAAACUUUCUGAAUUCAAAAAUAUCCACAGCAACUGGGUGAGUCAAGUUGCAUACUACGACAAUCUGAGAGCCUUCAUAUCCUGCUCCAGAUGCUCAGAAUGCUCACUGUUACUCAGCGAUCCUACGACUGGUUUGCGAAUGCAAUACAAAUUUCAAAUUGCAAUGGGUAUAACCUGUUUCAAUUUUUGUGACGAAAGUAAUAUACUGGCCACUGGUGGUCCAGACUGUAUAGUCAGAGUUUGGAAUCCAUUUGUACCAAAGAAGGCAAGUUCUGUAUUCCAAGGUCAUCAUGCUGCCAUAUGUGCUCUAAUAGUGCAAGAUAAAGGCAAACGUAUUUAUUCACUGUCUAAGGACAGAUGCGUUAAAGUCUGGGACGUCUUUGACCAAUCUUGCAUCCAAACUUACAACAGUCUACCUAGUGAGUUGAGUGAACAUACUCCAAUGUCAGUGGUUUACAAUGCGAUCACUCAUAAAAUGAUUAUUGCCAGUAUGCUGAUUGCAGUUCUGGUUUGUGACCCAGUAAUUAAUCAUGAAACUUCUGACGGUUAUACGCAUACAAAACCGGUAACUUGUGUACUGUAUAAUCAUUUGUUUAAAGUGGUGGUAACGACAGGUCUGGAUUCUUGUAUUAUUGUUUGGGAUCCAUGGCGCGGUCGUCGAUUAUAUUUAGUGACAAAUGCUCAUAGUGUAUUGUUAUAUGGGCAAUACGUUGGCAUUGAAAUAACAGCUGCAUGCUUUGAUACUUCUGAACAGUUAUUACUUACCGGUGCAAGAGACGGAACGUUGAAAAUGUGGAAUUUCAAUACUGGUACUUGUAUAAGAAAUAUGGCAAUAGAGGAUCAAUGUGAGAUAACCAGUAUAGUUUGGUUGAAGAAUCGAAUACUGUGUACUGGUUGGAAUCGUCAUGUCACUGAAUUCGCAGACACGGAAACUGGAAUUCACACGAAAAGAUGGGAAACUAGGCAUACCGAUGAUAUACUCUGUACUGCCGUAAAAUUUCCACAGGUAUUGGCAACUUCGACAUAUAACGGUGAAAUGAUUUUAUGGAGACUAGAAACCGGUCAGCCUUACAGAAGAUAUCAUGUUAGCAAUCCACCUGGAAGAUAUACAAUUGUGUACAAGAAAGAAGCGAGAGAUAAACUCGAUGGGCUUUCAGUCAAACUCUCUAAGGAUGCCAACAUAGGAACACAGCUACCUGAAAAAAACAAUGAAUCUAUUUUAAAUAUAUCAACGGCCAUGACAACGAUUUCAUCGGAGCAGCAACCAUCGGCUUUGAAUAUCGUAAGACCAGUAGCAAUUCACGCAAUGAUAUUCCUGACAGCAAGACCAAUGGCACCGAAAAGUGGUAGCAUAAUGGUCUCUUUGGAAUCCGGUUUAAUUCAAGUUUGGAGCCAUCAUGCAAGUUCUGGAUUUUUAGUAGCUUUCUCAGCCAUUCACACUCGUGGCGAUUAUGCGAUAUCUUUGGCUACGGAUCCAAAGAAUGAUUAUCUAAUAACAGGGCACACGGUUGGUUACAUAAAGGUUUGGUUACUGACAAACUAUGCUUUGCCAGAUCCGCCCCAUGUGUGUCUGGGUUUGUUAAAUCUUGAAUUUCCAUUUCUUUGGAAAGACAGAAUACCAGGCAGAGCAAAGAGGGCUGCGGCAGAUCAGAAAUAUCCCAUGUUAUUGUCCUCCGUACAAGCCCACACAAAGUCGGUGAACGCCUUAGAAUUUAUACCAAGUGCGCGGAUCGUGAUUAGUGGAAGUUCUGAUCAUAGUGUCCGUUUGUGGUCACUCAGUGGACGCUAUAUAUCUACACUUGGAACGUAUACUCCUUGGAUUCCAAUAUUACCUGACGUUCCAAUUUUCAAAUAUUAUAAUCAGUACAAACUUCCGCCGGACAUUAAAAGAAUCGCCAGUUUCACUACCAUGAAGGUAUUUCAUGGUGGUAACAUGGACAUCAAAGGCGCAGGAAAGUCUGCUAAAACUGAAUUAGCCAGAGAAGUUCUUGAACACGAUCGACAUAUUUUGUACGGCAAAAGGUUAUCGGCACCGAUUCUUGGACAUUAUCAUAAAUUGCCAUCGCGUUCCAAGACUUUUGAAGUGCCACCGAUUCUUGACAAUUCAUUAGCAUAUAUUCCUGUAUAUACGCAUUUACUAACUUACAAUCUGGAGCCUAUUGAGAUGCCUGAAACACCACCAUUUCUUAAGCGAGAGAAAUCGGACACACUGGACGGGAUGCUACAGAAAAAGUUGGCAAAGCCAGCGCAAUUGACUGGAAAACACGAAGGAAAUGGAACCAAUGAAUUCAAGUCAACUCAUACCUGAUAAAUCUCCAUAAAUUUCUAGAUGAUACUUUUAUAUUAAC